Messenger RNA from Diplodia corticola, 684 nucleotides. RefSeq lists its product as uncharacterized. NCBI's taxonomy places the organism in Eukaryota, Fungi, Ascomycota, Dothideomycetes, Botryosphaeriales, Botryosphaeriaceae. The transcript is spliced from 2 exons. The record is from RefSeq and is a predicted model, not a curated record. Bases 1 to 684 code for a protein of 227 amino acids.
AUGGUUUCCGCUUCUCAGAUUCUGUUCGGCACCCUCAGCCUUCUUUCCCCGACUCUCGCUCUCCCAACCAAUCCCCUCGUGUUGGAAUCUCGACAAACUGUCAACCUUCCCAUCACGCUCACUGCAUAUGCUCCCGAUAAUACCAAUCUGAACGGCGCCAAAGCACAAAAUGGUGGAAGCCUUUUCGGCGAGCAAGUCGCCCAGUACUGUCCCACAAUUGUUGGCGACAGCUGCCCCAAUGGCACUGAAACUGUUUACUGGGGCGGAUUGACACCUUCUUCCAUGGUACCCGGCGGCCAGGACCUUUACGUCAGCGCCGACGGUAGCAUUCACAUCACCGUCCAGCACUCGCACUACAUCCCCUCAGACGCCUACCCCAGCUACCAAGGCUGGGUUUACAACACUCUACCAUCCGCCAACGACACUGAUCCUGCUCCCAUGCCCAACUGCCCCCUUGACGAUCCUCGCUACAACUGCGAUACCCCCAUGGGCUAUUACACCUUCCAUGCUCCUGACGCUCCUGCGGAUGUUGGAGGCGUCGUGUCCUGCCCCUACCUGGACUCCCCGGACCACUUCUCUGCUUACGCCGUGACCCCAAAUUUCAAUCGCACCGACUGCACUCCCAUGCUGGGCUUGGGCAGUCAUCACUACACGGGCGUCAAUCCGCCAGUGUGGGCGUACUGA